AUGCUCGUGCUCGAGGCCUCUCUGGCUGCUGCAACGCCUACCCCCGUCGUGAAACGGGCAAGCCCGACGGUCCAGCUCGACGACGCGACUGUCACAGGCGUUGCGGGCCUAACCACAAACUCGUGGCUCGGAAUCCCGUUCGCCCAACCUCCCGUCGGCUCUCUGCGCUUCCAGCUCCCGCAGUCCCUCACAAGUUACAAUGCGAGCUUCUCAGCAACGGCGUACGGUCCCGCAUGCCCGCAACAGGCCAUUUCGAUCCCUCUCCCGUCUGUAUUGCCAGCAGACGCUGUAACGGCAAUUGACAACCUUACGAACUGGCUGUAUGGGGUCGUUACGCCGAGCUCUGAAGACUGCCUGACCAUCAAUGUCGUGGCACCAGCCGAUGCGACACCGGACUCGAACCUUCCUGUCAUUGCGUGGAUAUUUGGAGGUGGCUUCGAACUUGGCAGCCCUAGCACAUACCCCGGAUCGGUGAUCGUGGACAAGGCAAUUGAAUUGGACGUGCCUGCAAUCUACGUCAGCAUGAACUAUCGCGUCACGGCAUUUGGCUUCCUGGCAAGUAAAGAGGUUCAGGAUGCGGGUGUCGGAAAUCUCGGAUUGCAGGAUCAGCGCCUGGCACUGAAAUGGAUCCAGCAAUACAUCAGCAACUUCGGCGGGGACCCGACCAAGGUAACAAUCUGGGGCGAAUCCGCAGGCGCCAUCUCCGUUGCUCUGCAGAUGCUCACGAACGGCGGGAACACCGAGGGCCUCUUCCGCGCCGGAUUCAUGCAGUCCGGCUCGCCGAUCCCCGUUGGUGACAUCACGCUCGGUCAGCAGUAUUACGACUUCUUGGUGGACCAGACGGGGUGUGCCAGCUCGGACGAUACACUCGAAUGCUUGAGAGGUGUGGAGUACGAGACAUUGAUGGAUGCUAUCAAUCAAACGCCAAACAUCUUCAGCUAUCAGUCGCUAAUUUUGGCGUGGCUCCCACGAGUGGAUGGGGUGUUCCUCACUGACGACCCGCAGCAGCUUGUGCUGCAAGGGUCUGUUGCAGAUGUGCCAUUCAUCACUGGCGACUGCGACGACGAGGGUACGCUGUUUUCUCUCUCCGGCUUGAACAUUACCGACGACUCUGAUCUAUACACAUGGCUCAAGACAUACUGGUUGCCCAAUGCCACCGAGUCACAAAUUGACGCGGGCAUGGCGCUCUACUCAACUGACCCAGCUGACGGUUCCCCGUUCAACACCUCGGACCUGUACGCGCUCACCCCGGAAUUCAAGCGCAUCGCCGCAUUCCAGGGCGACUCAGUUUUCCAGGGCCCACGCCGGUUCUUCUUGGAACACCAGUCGAGCAAACAGUCUACGUGGUCGUUCCUGAGUAAGCGGUUUAAAUGGGUUCCUGUACUCGGAUCUUUCCACGGCUCGGACAUCCUCAACGUCUACCUCGGCGGUGACAUGGCAGACUACCUCGUCCGCUUCGCGGCGAAUCUUGAUCCGAACGGCGACACAGGCAUCGAGUGGCCGCAAUAUACGACCGACUCGCCAAACAUGCUCACGUUCCUCGAUGGGCUCAUACCGCUGGAGAUCACGCAGGACACCUAUCGUGCUGCAGCGAUGGAGGGCAUCACGAAUUUGACGUUGGAGUAUCCGAUUUGA
Molecule: messenger RNA, 1635 nt
Organism: Coniophora puteana RWD-64-598 SS2
Lineage: Eukaryota; Fungi; Basidiomycota; Agaricomycetes; Boletales; Coniophoraceae
Product: alpha beta-hydrolase
Exons: 13
Coding region: 1-1635 (544 amino acids)
Source: RefSeq, a predicted model, not a curated record